Messenger RNA from Gigantopelta aegis, 1071 nucleotides. Its product is annotated as protein ALP1-like. Bases 1 to 1071 code for a protein of 356 amino acids. The record is from RefSeq and is a predicted model, not a curated record. The transcript has 3 exons. NCBI's taxonomy places the organism in Eukaryota, Metazoa, Mollusca, Gastropoda, Neomphalida, Peltospiridae.
AUGGAUCUCCAACUGGCAAAUGCUGCCCUAGCCCUGGACCAAGAUAUACUGCAAAACAGGCUGCUGCUCCAGACGGAAGAGGACAGAAGACGAAGAACAGGAGAGAGGACCCCACGCACCAUGUUUUGCAGGGACUGGUUCCUGCGACGUGAAGAGUUCAGCCAGUACCACCAACUAAUGGAGGAGCUGAGGAGGGAGGAUGUGGACCUGGUGGACAGGCUGAGCCCAAGAAUCAAGAAGAAGGACACCUGGUUCCAGAAGGCACUACCGCCUGGUCUAAAAGUUACAGUCACUCUGCGGCACCUCGCCACUGGGGACAGUUACCACUCGCUGAUGUACUCUUUCACAGUAGCCCACAAUACCAUCUCUUACAUGGUCAAAGAAGUUUGCGAGGCCAUCGUAGCAGAGUACUCGAAAGAGGUCCUCAACAUCCCCACAGACCCAGACGCGUGGCGAAGUGCAUCAGAAUUAUUCAACACCAGGUGGCAGUUUCCACAUGCUGUCGGCGCACUGGAUGGGAAGCACGUGGCUAUAAAAAAAAAAAAGAAGGGCGAAUCCAUGUACUUCAACUACAAGAGGUACCACUCCAUCGUCCUUAUGGCUCUGGUCGACGCUGACUACAAGUUCAUGUGGGUCAACGUCGGCUCCCCCGGCUCCUGUUCAGAUGCGCAGAUCUGGAAUGACUGUGACCUAAGAGAACACAUCUUUACCGACCGCAUCGGCUGGCCACAGCCAGAUCCUCUACCUCAUGAUGACACGGACACACCAUACUACAUCAUUGGUGAUGAAGCAUUCGCUCUCAGAACAUGGUUGAUGAAACCUUUUUCAAGGCGGCACAUGGACCAUGAAGAGAGAAUCUUCAAUUAUCGACUAUCUCGAGCCAGGAGAGUGGUGGAGAAUGCAUUUGGUAUACUGGCCAACUGCUUCAGCUGUCUACUCACCACGCUGAGACACAAUCCCAGUACUGUCGAGUCCAUCGUCCUAGCCUGCGUUUGCCUGCACAACGUCAUGAGGAUCCUCUACCCACAAGAGCAGAAUGGUCUGAUUGACAACAACAGCCAGGGCGGCUAA